GAAAUGGAUUUCUUUGGGAUAUAAGAACCAGACACGCCGGAAAAGUUAGAAGCUCUCUACCAGGAAUCAGAUCCAAACCAUCCAACUACCAUUACAGCCUACCUAUCAACCAUCUAUUACCUUCCACAAUGAAGUGCACCGGCCUCUUGAUCGCAGCUCUUGGUCUUGCGACCUCUUCGGCCGCGUGGGACGUCACAGCAUACCCCUACGUCUCAGACUGCAAUGUCGCAUCCGACGGCUCCUACCGAGUAUAUCUCGGGACCGACAGCAAGACAUGCCAUAAUAUGGCGGGAGGCGACGCCGGCGCUUCAUGCAGACAAUUCUCCGACGGAGGGUUUAGCCAUGGAGACUGCAGCUCCGCGCUGGUCACCCCCGCGAGUGUUCUCGUGAGCGGCUCCAACCAGUGCAAGUUCUACACCCAUACCGGCUGCACAGGUGUGGCGACUACCGUCGAACCCGGCAACGAGAAUGUUUGCCGCGAGGGUGCUUUCCAGUCUUGGGCUUGCAACACCUAGAAAGCGUGGCGACAAACUGCUUGUCGAAGCAUGGAAGACGAUGGUUUUGGAGUGGCUAGCACAUUAGAAGAGUGAAAAGGAGCGAUUGGGUUAUUU
Molecule: messenger RNA, 611 nt
Organism: Xylaria bambusicola
Lineage: Eukaryota; Fungi; Ascomycota; Sordariomycetes; Xylariales; Xylariaceae
Exons: 2
Coding region: 129-515 (128 amino acids)
Source: RefSeq, a predicted model, not a curated record